Spea bombifrons (plains spadefoot toad) is the source of this 3835-nucleotide messenger RNA. It is a transcript of the gene LPIN2, whose product is annotated as lipin 2. The transcript has 20 exons. Lineage: Eukaryota; Metazoa; Chordata; Amphibia; Anura; Pelobatidae. The record is from RefSeq and is a predicted model, not a curated record. Gene Ontology annotation, biological process: cellular response to insulin stimulus; fatty acid catabolic process; triglyceride biosynthetic process. Bases 166 to 2922 code for a protein of 918 amino acids. Gene Ontology annotation, cellular component: cytosol; nucleus; endoplasmic reticulum membrane. Gene Ontology annotation, molecular function: phosphatidate phosphatase activity; transcription coactivator activity.
GUGUUGUGCUCAGUAAGAAAGCCAUUUCCUCUGAUGAGACCACAGGGAGAGAACUAGCAGCCAGUGUGAUAUUUGCAGCAAACAACCCUGUAGUGGAACUUUUCUACGUCGCCUUUGGUUUUCUUACUGGAAGGGGUGUAGUGCUCCCAUUUCGUCUAAUGUGAAAUGUUCAAAGCGGACAGUGACAAUGAAUCUGAUGAUACAGAGGAUUCUGAAAGUCCCCAUGAAGUCCAAGAGGUGAUUUCCUCUAGUCUGCUGUAUCAGACUAUGAACUACGUCGGGCAACUCCUGGUUACUGUAAGGGAGCUGUACAAAGGAAUCAACCAGGCUACCCUGUCGGGCUGCAUUGAUGUAGUAAUUGUACGUCAGAAGGAUGGCACGUACCUGUGCUCUCCUUUCCACGUUCGAUUUGGGAAGCUCGGAGUUCUGCGUUCCAAGGAAAAAGUGAUCGAUAUUGAAAUCAAUGGAGAGCCCGUUGAUCUGCAUAUGAAACUUGGUGACAAUGGAGAAGCUUUUUUUGUACAGGAAACAGAUGAAGAAAAUGAACAAGUCCCUGCACACUUGGCUACCUCACCUAUACCCACAGAUCAGUUCUUCAAGAAUGCUGGUGCUCAUUUAUCAAACUCAGGGAAAGGAGAAAAUAAUUCUUUAACAUCUCAUGCUAUGGAGGCAGAAAAUGCAACCCCAGGGUCUGUGAGAAAGAAAAAGCGGAGACGAAGGAAGUUUAAACAUGAGAAAAAGGAAGACCUCCCUCCUCCUCCUCUAGGAAUGGAGGAGGUGUUUGAUAUUGAAAUGAGUUCUGAUGAAGAUAGUCCAGUGCAGCCUCCAAGGUUCUUAUCAAACAUGACAUCAAAAGAUGACGAUUACAGAGAGUCCUUUAUCUGUCACACAUCAGGUCACUAUGCUCUGUCUGAUGGCGAAUGGUCUCCUCUCGAGAGUAGCUUUUCCCAAUCCAUGGGUCCAAAGAGUGAUUCAGAGUUGGAAGUAAAACCAUCUGAAAGCAUCCACAGGACGGAGCCACAUAUGGAGUGGACAUGGGGAGGGUUUCCAGAAUCCACUAAGGUAUACAAGAAGGAAAGGAUGGAUCACCUGAAGAUGGCCACAAUCACUCCAUCUGAGAAUACACACUUUCGGGUUAUCAGCUCUGAGUCAUUGACUGGGGCAACAGAUGAAGCGUCCGUUGAGGGCUCUGUCUGCACCGUGCUAAAGCCAGAGCCCCGACCUUGUUCUAUCAAUAUCGGUGUAGAUGGAGACCAACCUUCAGACCAACCUUCAGACUCCACCCCUGACAGCAAUCUCAGCUCCCCAACUGAGCCAGAGGAACAGCUACUCCCCGAGAAUAGUGAUAUGGUAUCUGAGAUUAAGCCAGUAUUAAGAACAGACUCUCCAUCCAGGAAAAAAGGUGUCCGCAAAAGGAGUCAGCAUCAGGGACCAGGCGAUAUUUAUCUGGAUGACUUAAACGUCUUGGAGCCUGAAGUAGCAGCACUUUAUUUUCCAAAAAGUGAAUCUGAUCAAGGUUCCCGACAGUGGAUAGAGUCUGACGCUUUGUCAGGGUCCCAGUCCCCUCAGUCUGUGGGCAGUGCAGCGGCCGACAGUGGUACAGAGUGUCUCUCUGACUCUGCCAUGGACCUACCAGAUGUAACCCUAUCUCUUUGUGGAGGCCUCAGUGAAAAUGGAGAAAUCUCCAAAGAAAAAUUCAAGGAGCACAUUAUCACCUAUCAACAGUUUGCUGACAACCCAGGGAUUAUUGACAAUCCUAAUUUGGUUGUGCGGAUCCAUAAUAGGUAUUAUAACUGGGUAUUGGCAGCUCCCAUGAUCCUGAGUUUACAAGUAUUUCAGAAAAACUUACCCAAGAAUACCAUCGAAUCAUGGAUGAAAGAAAAAAUGCCAAAGAAAUCCGGAAGGUGGUGGUUCUGGCGUAAGAGAGACAGCAUGGUAAAACAGCCUGACACCAAAGAGGAAAAACUGGACGCAGAAUCAGCCAACGAGCAGAGACUGGAGGGAGAAGUGGAGCCUGAUAUCAGGCCACACGUAGAUGAAAAUUCUUCAAGCGAUGAGGAGUCAUUGGAAUUAAAACAGAUCAAAACAGAAUCUCUUCUUAUAGACAAUCAGAGUCAUGGAAGUGUCACUUCAUACCGCAAAACACUGAGACUGUCUUCUGACCAAAUAGAAACACUGAAACUCCGAGACGGCCCGAAUGAUGUUGUUUUUAGCAUUACUACGCAGUAUCAAGGAACGUGCAGAUGUGAAGGCACCAUUUAUCUGUGGAACUGGAAUGAUAAGCUCAUUAUUUCAGACAUUGAUGGAACUAUUACCAAAUCGGAUGCCUUAGGUCAGAUUCUUCCGCAGCUUGGAAAAGACUGGACGCACCAAGGCAUUGCAAAACUCUACCAUUCAAUACACGAAAAUGGGUAUAAAUUUCUGUAUUGCUCAGCUCGUGCCAUUGGUAUGGCAGACAUGACCCGAGGAUAUCUACACUGGGUGAAUGACAAGGGUACCAUCUUACCGAGAGGACCAUUGAUGCUGUCUCCCAGCAGCCUCUUCUCUGCGUUCCACAGGGAAGUUAUAGAGAAGAAACCUGAAAAGUUCAAGAUUGAGUGCCUUAAUGACAUAAAAAAUCUGUUCCCUUCAUAUCAACAACCGUUUUAUGCAGCUUUUGGAAACCGACCUAAUGAUGUCUUUGCGUAUGUAAAGGUCGGAGUACCAGACUGCCGGAUAUUUACUGUGAAUCCUAAAGGAGAAUUAAUUCAAGAGCGAACAAAAGGAAACAAGACAUCGUACAGUCGUCUUAGUGAAUUGGUUGAACAUGUUUUUCCUCUACUGGACAAAGAACAGAGUUCUGCCUUCACCUUUCCAGAGUUCAGUUCUUUCUGCUAUUGGCGAGAACCUCUUCCAGAAUUAAAUAUGUCUGAGUUGACAUAAACGGCAUGGCAAACCCUUCUAGAACUAUCCAUUCACAUGCAAUCAUUUCUGUUGGCGAUUGCUUACCUGAAGUAUUACUGCUGCGGGAAGCUGGCACCUUAUUAAGAUCAUUUCAAAUGCCCCUAUCUCACUUUGUCUUACAGUUUCUAAAUCGUAGCCAGUGAAGAUAUUCUAUAUUGUUAUAAUAAGGGAUGAUGUAAAAAUGUGACUAUUUUAAUACAAUAUACAACGAACUAAGUUGUGAAGGAUGUUUAAAAUAUUUUAGUUGAUUGUUAUGAAGUUGCACGGAGGUAUCCAGCCCCCCCUUCUUGUUUGGCCUAUGGAGAUUAGACCUUCAGAGUUUGUGAGGUCCAACAUCUAUUGCAGGGCAAUAUGUUGCAGGUGCCUCCCCUAUGUAGGUUUUUAAAUUUAUUACAAUAAUGAUGCCAUGAGCAGGUAUUUGCUACAAAUUAGUUAAUAUCAAUAUUAGUGACCUAUAUUCCAGUGCAAUUAUUUAUUUUACAUGUAGUUAUGCAUUUGUGGCUACCAAAAUGUUCUGUGGUAUAAAGCCCGUUGCAGUGGCCUGUUUUAUCAUUUCUUUGUGUGUAUUUAGGCUAACAAGCCUCAAAUAUUUUUUCUUCUAAAAAAAAGUAUGCCCUCCAGCCCUCUUAAUCUUGUAACCUACCGUAGCUAGAAUCUACUUUAUGCAUUUUUAAGUUUGUUUUAAAAGUGCAUCUAAAUACUUUACAGCGUGGCCAAUGAUUAGUCCACCGUUGACUGAUGUGUGACUAAACACUUUUUUUCUUUUUAAUUUCCAAAAUCUUAAGUUCUGUGUUUAAAAGAAUGGAAGUAUGACUGGUAUCAUAUAAUUUGUAAAUCUAUUAUUAAGCAAAAUGUAUGUCUAAAAGGCAAAAUAAAUAUUUAUUUGUUGUAA